UUUGUAUAAAAAGGUCCUGGAGUCAUGUAGUUGGCAGAGCAAGUUGAACCAUCCACUGGGGAAAAAAACUAAACCACCAUCACCAUGGGCAAGAUUAUCUUCUACGAGGAGAGGAACUUCCAGGGUCGCCACUAUGAGUGCAUGAGCGACUGCGCUGACAUGUCCUCCUACCUGAGCAGGUGCCAGUCCUGCAGGGUGGAGAGUGGCUGCUUCAUGGUCUACGAGCGUCCCAACUACAUGGGUAUGCAGUUCUUCAUGAGAAGGGGCGAGUACCAUGACAUGCAGCGCAUGAUGAGCAUGGGAAUGACAUUCGACUCCAUCAGAUCCUGCAGAAUGAUCCCCUAUCACAGAGGUCAGUUCAGGAUGAGGAUCUACGAGAGGGAGAACUUUGGUGGUCAGAUGAAUGAGCUGAUGGACGACUGCGACAACAUCAUGGACCGUUACCGUAUGAACGACUGCAUGUCCUGCCACGUGAUGGACGGCCACUGGCUGAUGUACGAGCAGCCCAACUACAGAGGCAGGAUGAUGUACAUGAGGCCCGGAGAGUACAGGAGCUUCAGGGACAUGGGCAUGAGCGGCAUGAGGUGGAUGAGCAUGAGGCGUAUCACUGAUAUGUGCUAGACAUCUGUGUUUGACUUAAGUAAAUAAAAACAAUGUGUAAUUCAAAACCAUA
This is a messenger RNA of Sander lucioperca (pikeperch), 673 nucleotides long. RefSeq names its product gamma-crystallin M1. The transcript is spliced from 3 exons. Bases 85 to 621 code for a protein of 178 amino acids. Gene Ontology annotation, molecular function: structural constituent of eye lens. Gene Ontology annotation, biological process: lens development in camera-type eye; visual perception. The record is from RefSeq and is a predicted model, not a curated record. Lineage: Eukaryota; Metazoa; Chordata; Actinopteri; Perciformes; Percidae.